Striga hermonthica is the source of this 270-nucleotide messenger RNA. NCBI's taxonomy places the organism in Eukaryota, Viridiplantae, Streptophyta, Magnoliopsida, Lamiales, Orobanchaceae. The record is from the annotation of a GenBank genome assembly.
CCAAUGGACACUUGGGUUUGCGCGACUAUUGAUUCUAUUAUAGACAAUUGGUGGUACCUUGCAUGUUUGAGAUGCAAUUGCUCGAUGGAGAAUGACAAUGGAAGCUAUACUUGCCGGAAGUCCUCACACACUCGCGGCACAUUCCGGUACAAAAUUCAAUUUGGUGUUUCCGAUGCUUCCGCAAGUGCAACCUUUGUUUGUUGGGAUAAAGAUUGUCAGAAUAUUGUUGGGAAAAGUUGUGAUAUAUUGAAACGAGAAUAUGACCAAAAG